UAGCCUAGACUGGCCUCUAACUGCUGGUUUCUGGCUCCUGAGUGCUGGGAUUUCAGCUAUCAUAACCGGCACUGAGUGUCAGGUAUCUACCUUCUCACCGGCGCUGAGUGUCAGGUAUCUACCUUCUCACAAGUGUGAUAAAACACGCCAAGGAAGUAUGCACACCUGCCUCACCCUCUUGAAGUUACCUUCUUUCGUGUAUCUCUCUCCUCAGUAGAGUCACGAUAUACCGAGACUAGAAGCGUGUCUUCUCCCUGCCCAGCACCCAGCCCAGCUGACUGGCAGCUCUGCUGGGCAUCAGCACUGGGAGACUAGGUUCUGGUGCUCGCCUUGUCACUUACAGACUAACAGGGAACGACCCACUCGUACUUCCGAGGUGUGGCUCAUCCCUAAAACCGGGAUCGCUCACCCGUGUCGUGAUCUGAGCACGGCGCAUGCGAACGACUGCGGCAUGUGCCCGCCAGGGGGCAGCAGCGCGCACCCGGCCAGCCCGCGGCGUCUCACGUCAGAGCGGAUGCCCCGCCCCGUGACCGUGACCGUGACCGUGACCGAGGGCUGCGCUGGGGCCGCGGCGCGGCGGGAGCGAUGGGGGAGGAGGCGGCUGGGGUGCGGCCCGAGCUGGUGCGCGAGGCGGAGGUCAGCCUGCUGGAGUGCAAGGUGUGCUUCGAGAGGUUCGGCCCCCGGCAGCAGCGGCGCCCGCGCAACCUGCCCUGUGGCCACGUGGUCUGCCUGGCCUGCGUGGCCGCCCUCGCGCACCCGCGGACGCUGGCCCUCGAAUGUCCCUUCUGCCGGCGGGGCUGCCGAGCCUGUGACACCAGCGAUUGCCUGCCAGUGUUGCACCUUCUGGAGCUCCUAGGCUCCACUCUUCACGCGUCCCCGGCUGCCCUCAGCGCCGCCCCCUGCGCGCCCGGGGUGCUCACCUGUCACCACGCCUUUGGCGGGUGGGGGACCCUGGUGAACCCCACCGGGCUUGCACUGUGCCCCAAGACCGGACGGGUCGUGGUCGUGCACGACGGCAAGAGGCGGGUCAAGAUCUUUGACUCCGGAGGAGGAGGUGCACACCAGUUUGGAGAGAAGGGGGACGCAGCGCAUGACGUGAAGUACCCACUGGAUGUCGCCGUCACCAACGACUGCCACGUGGUUGUCACCGACGCUGGCGACCGGUCCCUCAAAGUGUUUGAUUUCUUCGGCCAGAUCAAGCUGGUUGUGGGGAAGCAGUUUUCCCUGCCUUGGGGUGUGGAGAUCACCCCUCAGAACCAGGUCCUGGUGACUGACGUAGAGGCCGGGACCUUGCACCUGCUGGAAGUGGAUUUCCCCGAAGGGGCCCUUCGGAGGACUGAGAGGCUGCAAGCUCAGCUGUGCAAUCCCCGUGGGGUAGCUGUGUCUUGGCUCACGGGGGCCAUCGCGGUCCUAGAGCACCCCUCGGCCUUGGGGACAGCAGGCAAUAACACAAGGGUGAAGGUGUUCAACUCCACUAUGCAGCUGAUUGGCCAGGUGGAUAGCUUCGGGCUGAACCUCCUCUUUCCCUCAAAAAUAACUGUCUCAGCUGUGGCCUUCGAUCACCAGGGAAAUGUGAUUGUUGCAGACACCUCUGGGCCAGCCAUCAUAUGCUUGGGAAAACCUGAGGAAUUUCCAGCCCUGAAGCCCAUGGUCACUCACGGUCUUUCUCAUCCUGUGGCACUGGCCUUCACCAAGGAUAAUUCUCUUCUUGUGCUGGAUACUGCAUCCCAUUCUAUAAAAGUCUUUAAAGUGAUGGAGGGUAAUGGGGGAUGAUUGGGGUCCUGGGGCCUGGAGUCAGGAGUCCUGGUGUCCUCAGGAGUGAAUUGCACCCUGGAUGGGUCACUGUCACUCACCCAUCCAAGCAGGAAUAGUGGUAAUGGCCUGGCAGAAGUACUGGGUUUGAGGCAGUUAUUAAAGACUAGUAAUUACAUUUGUCAUUUAGUGAAUGCCUGUCCCAGUGUUAAAAAAUUUGCAAAUCUUAGCUCAUUUGCUCCUUAACACACAGAGAUAUCAUUUCUAUUAUUAGUCCCAUUUUAGAGAUGAGAAAACAGACCCAGAGAAUUUAAUAUGAUUUCUUCCAGUCGUGUUUACUGGGACAAUCACAAUUGAACUCAGUUCUGACUCUAAAUAUAAUGCCAGAUGUAAAAAAAAAAAAAAGUGAGCAUGUCUUCUGUAGGCUCCCCCUGCAAGUAGCUAACUGGUUAAGUGCACAAAGACACAGAAGAAAGGGGUCUCCAUGGAGCUUUCAGGAGAAAAAGGAUUUUGUGUGGGUCUCAGCCACCUUCAGCUGGGAGCUCCCCCGACAGCAGAGUACAUAGAUUAUUACUGAUCCCAAGACUUGAGUAAGAAGCACAGUUGAACUCUCCUUAUAAGGCAAAGGUUGCCUAGUUGGUAGUGUAUGCCAAUAGUCCCAGCACUUGGGAAGAUCUGGAGUUCAGUGCCAUCUACAGCUAUCCAGUUUGAGGCUAGGCUGGGCUACAUGACAUUCUGUCUUUUUGUGUGUGAUUGGUAUCCGUGUUUCCUCUUCCACGGGCACGGGGACAUCCCUGAGUGAUGGUUUGAGCAAAGCGUGUAGAGCCACCGCUUGCUAGGGGCAUGGACAGAUGAAACUCUUGUGUUAAUGGGGCAAUGUCGCCCCAGAACAUUCAUGGCAGGAAUGGCUUUGCUUGCUGUGUUGUGAUCUCUGCCGCUGGCAGGGCUUUGUGAUGGGAGUUUUCUCUGUGCACUUUAAAAUGUGAUUUCAACACUGUAUAUUCAAUAAACAGUUUCCUCAUCCUUUUA
Messenger RNA from Peromyscus californicus insignis, 2781 nucleotides. RefSeq names its product NHL repeat containing E3 ubiquitin protein ligase 1 (gene Nhlrc1). Gene Ontology annotation, molecular function: translation repressor activity; protein binding; ubiquitin protein ligase activity. The coding region runs from base 586 to 1773 and encodes 395 amino acids. Gene Ontology annotation, biological process: protein polyubiquitination; negative regulation of translation; proteasome-mediated ubiquitin-dependent protein catabolic process. The transcript has a single exon. NCBI's taxonomy places the organism in Eukaryota, Metazoa, Chordata, Mammalia, Rodentia, Cricetidae. The record is from RefSeq and is a predicted model, not a curated record.